GGGUCGAUGAGUUGCCAGGUAAACAAAUUCACGUUGUCACACAAAACUGAAUCAAUUUGAAACUGAACACAAAUAACAAACAACAAAGAAGAAGAGAAAAAGAGCAAAAUGAUAGCAACCGAAGGAAUCGAAGACGAAGAGAAAUGGCUAGCGGAAGGCAUCGCCGCUAUUCAACACAACGCAUUUUACAUGUCUCGUGCUUUGGAUUCGAAUAAUCUUCGAGAAGCAUUGAAGUAUUCUGCUUUACUAUUAUCUGAGCUUCGGACUUCGAAACUUUCGCCGCACAAAUACUACGAGCUCUAUAUGCGAGCUUUUGAUGAAUUGAGGAAGCUGGAGAUGUUCUUCAGAGAAGAAGAUAGACAUGGUUGUUCAGUUAUUGACUUAUAUGAACUCGUUCAACAUGCUGGAAAUAUAUUGCCUCGGUUGUAUCUCCUAUGUACAGUAGGAUCUGUUUACAUCAAAUCAAAAGAGGCUCCUGCUAAGGAUAUUCUCAAGGAUCUUGUUGAAAUGUGUCGUGGUGUUCAGCAUCCGACACGUGGUCUCUUCUUGAGGAGUUAUCUUGCUCAAAUUAGCAGAGACAAAUUGCCAGACUUAGGUUCUGAGUAUGAAGGAGAAGGUGAUACUGUCAUGGAUGCUGUAGAUUUUGUGCUGCAGAACUUCACAGAGAUGAAUAAACUUUGGGUUAGAAUGCAGCAUCAUGGACCUGUCAGGUUGAAAGAGAAACUGGAAAAAGAAAGGAGCGAGCUUCGUGAUCUUGUUGGGAAGAAUUUGCACGUUCUUAGUCAGAUAGAGGGUGUUGAUCUUGAAAUGUACAAGGAUGUGGUUCUGCCCAGAGUUUUGGAGCAGGUUGUCAAUUGUAAGGAUGAGAUUGCCCAGUAUUAUCUGAUGGACUGCAUAAUUCAGGUCUUUCCAGAUGAGUACCACUUGCAGACACUUGAAACCUUAUUGGGUGCUUGUCCGCUACUCCAACCUGCUGUUGACGUUAAGACUGUGCUGUCACGAUUGAUGGAGAGAUUGUCAAACUAUGCUGAUUCAAGUCCCGAAGUGUUACCUGACUUCCUUCAAGUUGAAGCAUUUGCCAAGCUAAGCAGUGCCAUCGGGAAGGUCAUUGAUGCACAAACUGAUAUGCCAGUUGUUGGAGCCAUUUCCUUGUAUGUAUCUCUACUGACCUUCACUCUCCGUGUUCAUCCUGAUCGACUAGACUACGUGGAUCAAGUACUGGGAGCAUGUGUCAGGAAACUUUCUAGUAAAGCAAAGCUUGAGGAUAGUAAAGCGACAAAACAAGUUGUUGCUCUCCUGAGUGCACCAUUGGAGAAAUACACUGACAUUGUGACAGUUCUAACUCUUUCAAAUUAUCCACGUGUCAUGGAUCCCCUUGAUGCUGGAACAAAUAAGAUCAUGGCGAAGAUAAUCAUUGAGAGCAUCAUGAAGAAUGACACCUGUGUAUCAACUGCUGACAAGGUUGAGGUUUUGUUUGAAUUGAUAAAAGGGCUUAUCAAGGACUUGGAUGGAACUGCUACUGAUGAGCUCGAUGAGGAGGAUUUCAAGGAGGAACAGAAUUCUGUUGCUCGUCUU
Nicotiana tabacum (common tobacco) is the source of this 1575-nucleotide messenger RNA. Lineage: Eukaryota; Viridiplantae; Streptophyta; Magnoliopsida; Solanales; Solanaceae. The record is from RefSeq and is a predicted model, not a curated record.